UCAGGGUUAGCAGAGGCCUCUACCCUUGUUCGGCGGAGGAAUGUGGUUCUGUUCCAGGGAUUCUGCGCCAUGAAAUAUGCCGUCUACGCACUGUGUGUCAACGCACACAAACACUCUCCGUGCAAGGACUGCCUGGGCAGCUUGGCAGAGGAGCAGCCAGAGUCCAGAGAGGAGCCUGGCAACAACCAGUGUUCCAGUCCAGGGUACUCUGAACUUUUUAAGAAAUACAUGGAUAAAUGCCAUCACUAUUUACAAGCCGUGCCUGUCGCUUUCCGUCUGGAGCUGCUAGAGAACAUUUAUUCCUUACUUUUCACAUCCCAUUCCGACUUCAGCUCGGAGAAAGCAGAGGAGUCUGCCCUGGAAGAGGGUGACGAGGGGGAGGGAGAGGGGGGGGCAGGAAGGAACUCUGAGGUGCGAAGCCUCAACAGCAGCCUGGAGCACAGCGAUUACCCAGAGACAGGACAGCAGGGCAGGGGAGAGAGCAGCCAACCACAGAGAAGCACCCACCUUAAAGACACUGUCUCCCAGACCUUCAGCCACUUGCACUUGAAGCACUUUGCUAACAGGGCCGGCGGGUUCAUGGUGGACGAGGCGGCGCUGGAAGCAUUCCUCAAGCUGCUGAAACAGCACCUGGACGGGAUCGACAAGGACGUGCUGUGGGAGAGUGAGCACGCGCCGGACACAGAGAAGGAACUAGCUGAGUGCCUAAACUGUUCCAUCAGUGCCGACGCCUUCAACACGCGCUUACAGCGGCUUUCCAAGUACAUCUCCGAAACCCAGUGGAGGUUCCAGGUGGUUACCAGCAACAAGACUGCAGAAGGGCAGAUUUCUGCCACAAGAAAACUGCACCCUGUUACUCUGAGACGCUCCAGCUUCAAGGGAAGAAGACGGGCAACAAGAAGCAGAGCAGAUGGAGCACUGCAGCUAUCUGUGGACAGCCUGAAUGCAGAUCUCAGUGCCAGUACAUCAGAUGGGAGUGCCAGUGCGUUCCCCGGACAGUUUGAGCCGGAACUCAGGCCCCUCUCUCUGGAGAGGAACCUGCUCAUCCCCAUGAUGCUGUCUCCCCCUGAGUCUCUGCUCAUAUCCUGCAUCCUGAGAGGAAACUUGAUGGAAGCACGUCAGGUGGUGCUGAUGUUCAGUCUGGAGUCCUCACCUUGCUAUGGGGAGCUGGUGUUCAUGGAGCGCUACCAGCAGGUUGUGGAGGAGCUGGCCUGUGUGGAGCAGAAGAUUGAGAACCAGAGCACGGACAGCAGCGGGAGGAAGGGCAGCAGCGGCCGGUCCACCCUGCAGGCCAUCGGGAGCGCUGCAGCAGCAGGCAUGGUGUUCUACUCCAUCUCAGAUGUGGCUGACAAGCUGCUGAGUUACCCGGGCCAGCCGGUGCCCUCCCUGCAGGAUGAGUUCUGGGUGAGCAGUGUGCAGAGGGAGCUGCCGGGGGCCCUCAGGGGGGUGCUGGAAGACCUGAGCCCCGCGGGCAUGGCUGCCUUCGACCUGGCCUGCACCCAGUGCCAGCUCUGGAAGACCUGCAAGCAGCUGCUGGAGACUGCAGAGAGGAGGCUGCACACCACCCUGGAGGCCAAAGGGCAGAAAGUGGAUUCCACAGUGCAGCCCCCCGAGGGGAUCCGAGGGUUUCCAGCAGUCCUGCAGCAGAUCAGCAAGAUCCUGAACCACACCCCUAGGGGGCGGGGCCAGGCCAGGCCUGAGGUGAAUGAGGAGAAGCUGCAGAGUCAUUUCAGCUGCAGCGUGGUGGAGGUCCUGCUGACCUGCUACCCUACCCUGACUGAGGAGAGCAUGGCAACACAGCUGAGCAUCUCGCACAGGCUGGAGCACACCCUGCACACACUCGCCACAGCCAUCGACUGCACAGAGCUGAAAGGGGGCAGUCUGUUUGCCUCCCUGGUGGAGCAGGCGUCUCUGAAGCCCCAGGAGCGGGAUGUGCACCCCGUGCGCAGUCAGAUGAAGCAGCUGCUCAGGACGGUGGAUCAGCACAUCCAGACACAGGGCAGCAGCGGCCAGGCCAGGCCAGACUACAUCCGCAGCGGCUUCGACUACAUCAACACGCUGGCUGCCGUGCUCGUGAGGAGCCUGAGCCCUGAGCUAGACCCAGUCUCUGAAGUGAAGCUGGGGAAUCCACUCCUGGUGCUGCUGCAGACCCCGGCACAGCUGCUGUCACACCUGCUCUUCGAGAGGCAGGUCUCUCCAGACAGGAUAUCUUCCCUGUUGCACAAAGAAGAACUGAACCUCAGCAUCCAGCAGGUGAUAGUGAGCUGCUCCUGCGAAAGCCUGCCGCUGUGGGACAUGAGGAAACAGGGGCAGAGCCCAUCUCUGCUGGACAGCGUUGGCGGGUUCGUGCAGCAGUACGCUGAGCAGUACCUGCCGAAUCUGGAAACAGCAUUCCCCACAUCCACCGAGGGCAGAGAAGACGUCACUGCUGCCGUUUCUCCUCCGGUAUCACCGGGUGGCUCCACCCAGUUCAUCCUCACUCCCUCCGCUCUGGGCUUCCUGAAGUCUCGCUCCAGCCUGCUAGCCACCUUGGCCUGCCUGACAGCAUCCAAGGGAGUGAAGGCAGCCAAGACAGGCCUAUCCUCCUGGAGGGACUUCAGGGGCAAGAGGGAGACCCCACUAGACCUGGAGCAGAUCACCAAGGAGUGCGAUCAUCUUCUGCAGGAGUUCCCUGUGCUGGAGCGUUUUCUACGCACCAUGUCGGAGCCUCUGGAAGGGAGUCCUGAGGAGCCGGCCGGGCUGGUGGGGGCUCUGUGUGGUCAGCCCUACUCCGGCCUUGUUCUCUCUGGGGUGCACUGCCGCUCCACACUGGGGAUCGCCGCUGGGGCCUUCCAGCAAGCCCUGGUUUCUGGAGCCCUGAGUAGAGCCCUGAGCAUCCUGGAACAGUACGGGCAGGAGGGCCAGGGCCUGUCUCAUAUGCAGGACGUCCUGCUCAGCUGCGCUGCUGUGGAAGAGGCGGACGGCAUGAGGCACCUGUUCCUGGUGAAGGACGCUGAUCUCCGGGCCAGGCUGGUGCUGCACUGCUUGGAGAAGUGGCCCCUGGGAGCCUGCCUGGAGAUCCUCAUGUACUGUGUAAGUGACUCGGAGACGGCGGAGGAGCUGAAGGAGAACCUGCUCUUGAAGAAACAGGAGCUGCAGAUUUACCAACAGAUCUUGGAUCUGAGUUCUCCAUCCAGGUGGAGCGACUGGCAGGAAGUGCGGAGAGAUUCCCGAGAGGACCCAGAAUCUGUGCUAGAUGUGAUCCUUUCUGCCAAAGAGUUUGGACUGUGUGAGAGGUGGGUGGAAUUGCACCCCGUCUCUCCAGAGUGUCUGAUGAGGCUGCAGAGAGAGCACCUGCUUCACCUGCUGGAGACCGGGGAUUCGGAGGACGCCUUCCAGUUGCUCCAGAGCUUGUCGGACCCAGAGCAGUGCCUGCUGAUCAGUGAGCAGGCCCUGGACCAGCGCCCGGGGCUGACGGCCUGCCACUUCCUGGCUAAUUACCUCACCUCUCACUUCCACAAGAGCGUGGCCCCAACGCGCCAGCACGAGAUACAGGCCAUGCGCAUUGGCUCAGAGUUGUUGCUGUUGCUCCCCGAACCCACUCGCCAGGAUUACUUCCAGCUGUCGUCCAGCCCGCUGCUGAUGCUGGAGCAGCUCCUGAUGAACAUGAAGGUGGACUGGGCGGCCACAGCCGUGCUCUCCCUGCAGCAGCUCCUCCUGGGGCAGGAGGCAGGCUUCACAGUCGAGGACAUCAACGAGCUGCUCUCCAGAUACGCCAGGAAGGCUCUGGACUUCCCCUAUGCACCCCGGGAGAGAACCAGAGCAGACUCUGUGAUAAGUCUGCAGGACCUCCUGAGCCAGACUCCAGGCCAGGAGACCUUCCCUCCGUCUCCCUCUGCAGAGACACCCCCCUCUUCCACUGCUGGCAGCAGCCCGCUACACACACCCAAAGCCCUCCCUGAGAGAGCCCCAUGCAGACAGAAAUUGGAGUUCACACCCCCUGAGAGACCACCGGAGAAGAAGAACUGGAUCCCAGACCAGCAGCAGGACAUGUGCAUGGUGUGCAGGAAAGAGCGCUUCACCAUGUUUAACAGGCGGCACCACUGCAGGCGCUGUGGCCGGCUGGUCUGCAACACCUGCUCCACUAGGAAGAUGGUGGUGCAGGGCUGCAGAGGGGAUCCAGUGCGAGUGUGUGACCAGUGUUACAGCUUUUUCAACCAAGACACACAAGAAGAGAACGAGCAAGCAGAAGUGGCUGGCAGCCCUGGCAGUGGCUGUUUGGGUUUUUCUGCCAUAUUGCAGUUACCAGAGGUGCCAGAGAGGCUGCGCAAACUCUCGCUGAAUGAAGCGGAAAAUGAGAUUGAGCGCAGCGAGUUCUACUAUGAGGAGGCUCCUAGUGCCUCGCUGUGCAUCGCCAUCCUGAACCUGCACAGUAACAGCAUCGUCUGCGGGCAGCAGCUGAUUGAGCACUGUCACCAACUGUCCCGCGGACUCACCAACCCCGAGGUGGACCCCCGGCUGCUCACAGACAUCAUGAAGCAGCUGCUCUUCAGUGCCAAGCUGAUGUUCGUCAAGGCGGGGCGCAGUCAGGACCUGGCCCUGUGUGACAGUUACAUCAGCAAGGUAGACGUGCUGAAGAUUUUAGUCUCUGCCAACUAUAAGUACGUGCCAUCGCUGAAUCAGAUCCUGCAGCCUGCAGCCGUGUCCAGACUGAGGAACCAGCUGCUGGAGGCAGAGUAUUACCAGCUGGCUGUGGAGGUCUCCACUAAGAGUGGUCUGGACCCUGGUGGGGUGUGGCAUGCCUGGGGGAUGGCCUGCCUGAAAGCAGGGAACCUGACUGCAGCGCGAGAGAAGUUCAGCAGGUGUCUGAAAGCUCCGUUCGACCCGAACCAGCAGAAUCACGGGUCUCAGCUCCUUCAGGAUAUCAUCCAGCACCUGGAGUCCACUGUCAAACCCAGCUUCUCCCUGCAGAACGAUGACAUCCUGGCCUCCCUGAAGCAGCUGGAGGAUGCUCUGGUGGAAGCUACCCCUCCUGACAGACCAGAAGGGAAGAUCCAGCAGAACAGCUGCUACCAGGAGUGCCUCUACUACCUGCACGCAUACGGGACCAACCUGGCCAUCAUCAGCUUCUACAUGAGGCACGACUGCGUGAGGGAUGCGCUGAUACACCUUCUCAACAAGGAAAGCCCAGAGGACGUGUUCCUGGAGGGGAUAUUCGUGCCGAGCUAUGAAAGUGGGAAGCUGCAUGUUCUGGAGAACCUGAUGGAGACCAUCGAUUCGGGGCUGGAGAGCUGGAGCAGAUACCUGAUUGCAUCCUGCAAACACCUGCAGAAACGAGGCUUCUUCAACAUCCUCUACGACCUGCAGCAGUUCAUGAAGGACCACGUGCGGGCGGCCAUGACGUGCAUCCGGUUCUUCACUCAUAAGGCCGAGUCAUACGUGGACCUGGGGGGGAAGCAGAAGUGGCUGAUCAAGGCAAAGGACCACCUGAAGACCUACCUGCAGGAGCACUCGAGCCGCACCUUCGGGAGGAGGAAAUCUGCCAGCUCCUUCAGGAAGAAGAUGUCCUCCAGCGAUGUGUCCAGGCACAUCAACACAAUCGAGCUGCAGAUCGAAGUGACCAGGUUCCUGCAUCGCUGUGAGAGCUCCGGCACCUCACACAGCACAGCCCCCCCACCCGCCAACCUGUUUGGAAACAGCAGCAUGAAGAUGGACGUGGCCUGCAAGGUCAUGCUUGGCGGUCAAAACAUUGAGGAGGGAUUUGGAAUUGCCUUCAGGAUUAUACAGGAUUUCCAGUUGGAGGCGGCGGCAGUGUACAGCAGGGCAGUGAAGUGGCUGGUAAAGCACAGGCAGUACCGGGAGAUCAGGCAGCUGCUUAAGUGUGUCAGCGAGUCGGGAGCCGCCACCAAGAACGACUGCGAUAACAUCAUCCUGAGCUGCAUCGAGGCAGCUGACAAGGUGCCCUCUGAGGCUAAAGAACUUGACAGUUUGAUUUUGGAAAUGAAAAGCACAGAUAACAAGAUCAAGGCCUACCUGCUGUGCAGUAAGCUGCGCUCGGCCUACCUGAUCGCGGUAAAGCUGGAGCUGCCGCGGGCCUCCCAGCUGGUGCAGGAGGUGCUGAGGGCCGCAGAGCAGGCAGCGGACCUCAUCAUGCAGGACAUCUGCACACAGUGGCUGUCCGAGCACCAGGGCAGGAGCAGCACGACUCCACGGCAGGGCGCAGCCACACGCAGAUAGCAGUGCGAGCAGACCACACACGCACAAAUGUACUGCCAAACCUGCACUCUUCUUCCUAAGAGAUGGUUCUGUUCUUCAGAACCAUCUUACAUGAAUGAAACCAAAUCUCAAAGCAAGCAAAGGGGCUAGAUUGUCAACCCCUGUCCCCCAAGUGCUCAGUUAUUGAUUUUUUUUAUUUUUUUUAUUUUUUUUUCAAGUGUCUCUGUAUAGCAUAGUACUGUAGGUCCUUUAUGAAAAAAAAAAUCCUAGUAUUACAGCAAGCUGUUGUCUACUCCAGUGCAUUUCUAAAAUAAUUAACGACAAUUAUUCUUACAGUUCAGAGGACAUACUGAAAGCAGUUCUGGAGGACGCUGUGCGAAUAAAAUAAACUCUGUUUAUUUAAGAAGAUAGGAAGUUUCAGGGGUGUGCCAGUAAUAGCGAUUACAGAUCUAGGGUACUGUGAAUCAGUGCAGUUCUUUUAUAUUAUUCUGCAAACUAUACAAGUGUUGGUACAGUACUUUAGAUUUAAUGUAUGGCUUUGUAGGCUUUAAAACUGCAAGAUACUUAUCUUUUGAGCAUAAUAAAAAUGUGACUGGCGGAAUGUGA
Molecule: messenger RNA, 6801 nt
Organism: Polyodon spathula (Mississippi paddlefish)
Lineage: Eukaryota; Metazoa; Chordata; Actinopteri; Acipenseriformes; Polyodontidae
Gene: zfyve26
Product: zinc finger, FYVE domain containing 26
Exons: 33
Coding region: 70-6216 (2048 amino acids)
Biological process (GO): regulation of cytokinesis; double-strand break repair via homologous recombination; mitotic cytokinesis
Cellular component (GO): centrosome; lysosomal membrane; midbody
Molecular function (GO): metal ion binding; phosphatidylinositol-3-phosphate binding
Source: RefSeq, a predicted model, not a curated record